UACUAGACAGCCCAGAAACAAAGCCCUUGGAGUUGGAGAACAGGAAAAGCGGAGAAAAUAAAAAGCAGAGGAAAAAGCAGAGCGAUCAGUACGACUACUCAGUAGAGCCGUGGUUUCAUAAUUGGGAAGAAAAUCGAAACCGGAAUUGGGAUAGAAAUGGAGGGGGUGAUGAGUUUGGUGAGAGCGGUAAUGUUCCAACCGCCGCCGUCGCUGCUGGUCGCGGCGAUGUCGGUGGUGGGAGUAGUGUCGCUGGGGAACGCCGGUGUGUCGGAGCUCCGAGGCAAGCACAUGAAGUACUCCAAGUUCUCCGACCAACCGUCCGCUUCUACUUCGACGGCGAAUUCGUCCUGGUCCUCCAUCCCCAGCAGAGCCGGGAUGCUUGUGGCCUACACACCGGCCUUCCUCGCCGCCUUUGCCUCCCUGCUCUUUCUCCAUCAUAACCAUGGCGGAAACGGGGCUUCAUCUUCCAGGCUCCUCCUCGUUGAGUCCGCCCUCGCCUUGCAUUUCUUCAAAAGGGUACUCGAGACACUGUUCGUACACAAGUUCAGUGGUACAGUGGCCGCCGGAACAGCGAUUCCGAUCAGUCUAAGCUACUUCACCGUUACAGCCCUCACAAUCUACACCCAGCUUUUGACGCAGGAGGCUCUGCUCCCAGAUCCAGCGGUGGAUUUGAAGCUCUAUGGAAUCGUGCUCUUCCUCGUUGGAAUCACAGGCAAUUUCUACCACCGUUACUUGCUCUCCAAGCUGAGAUCGUCCGGCGAUGACGGCAAGAAGAAAGAGUACAAGAUCCCCAAGGGUGGGAUGUUUGAGCUGGUGAUUUGCCCUCAUUAUCUGUUUGAGAUCCUGGGUUUCUACGGUAUCGCCCUCAUCUCGCAGACCAUCUAUUCCUUCUGCGUCGCAGUCGGGACAAGUCUCUACCUGAUGGGAAGGAGCAAAGCAACCAGAGAGUGGUACCUCUCCAAGUUCGAUGAUUUCCCUCCUCAUGUCAAGUGUAUCAUCCCCUUUGUUUUCUAGACUAUCAAUCAGUAUGAUGAGAGUUAACCGAGGGACGGAGGCAGGGAGACUCGCCAUGUAAUAGUAAUGUGUCCGGUUUCUGUCACAUUAUUAUUGUCUAAUGCACACUGUAAUUUACAUUUGGUCCUGCAUUGCAGCUUAUUACAUGGCGUGAAAGCAAAAGUCAGAAACUCACAACAUGAUCCCUCUUGCUGUAU
Messenger RNA from Linum tenue, 1211 nucleotides. The record is from the annotation of a GenBank genome assembly. NCBI's taxonomy places the organism in Eukaryota, Viridiplantae, Streptophyta, Magnoliopsida, Malpighiales, Linaceae.